AUGUCGGUUCCAAUCAGAGCCACCCGUCCUUUCCGUAACCCAAUUAUCGUGGCCACGGCGAGAGAUCGUCCCCGGUCAUUCAGCUCCACCCGGAGAGCGCGAGAUGUCCGAUCCGCCUCGCAGUCUAUCCCUCGCGAACCAUCGAGAGUCCCCGCCGCAAGAUCCACACCCAGUCAGUCCAGCGUGUCAUUGGUCUGUUGUAGCCUCUUCCGUCUCUACAACUGGCUUGCCCUGAUUCGCAGAGGGUACGCUGCUCAGUUUCGCCGCUGUAUUGGCCCGUCAGUACUCACUCUCCGCGCUCUCUGGUACUAGCAUCCACUCUGAUCCGGUCUUCUCUUUCCUCAAGUCGCUCUCCCGUAUUUCAUCUCCUCCAAACGAAGCAACGACAAGAAGAAGCGCGAACGCCAUCGUCAGGAACGGCAAGGGGGUGCCAUGUCCCAGAUGGCCUCGGGUGGGUUUCCUCUCAGUAGGUACGCUCAUCCUUUUGAGUUCACGUCUGAUCGAUUCGACCCUUGUGACGGCAGGCGUCCAGAUCGAUAUGGCCCAAAAGACCCCGUGA
Molecule: messenger RNA, 559 nt
Organism: Microbotryum saponariae
Lineage: Eukaryota; Fungi; Basidiomycota; Microbotryomycetes; Microbotryales; Microbotryaceae
Source: the annotation of a GenBank genome assembly